CUUGUGGCUUCUGGGAUUUCUUCCUGGGGUUCCACAGGGGCCUCCGAGGAGAUGAAGAGCCUCAUGAAGGCCUCCUACACCCCCGAUGUGAUUGAGAAAUCCGUGAGGGACAUCGAGCACUGGCAUGGCAGGAAGACGGAUGAUCUGGGUCGGUGGCACCGGAAAAACGCCAUGAACAUGAACUUGCAGAAAGCACUGGAGGAGAAAUACGGAGAAAAGAGCAAGGCCUCCAAGUACUAGAUGCGACCCAAGGCGGUGACCUCGACUCAAGAGAAAGUGCUAACGAUAAAGCUAAAAAUAAAGACAAAG
This is a messenger RNA of Myotis davidii, 309 nucleotides long. RefSeq names its product testis-expressed sequence 33 protein-like. The record is from RefSeq and is a predicted model, not a curated record. Lineage: Eukaryota; Metazoa; Chordata; Mammalia; Chiroptera; Vespertilionidae. The transcript is spliced from 2 exons. The annotation marks the transcript as partial.